Cylindrotheca closterium is the source of this 2058-nucleotide messenger RNA. NCBI's taxonomy places the organism in Eukaryota, Bacillariophyta, Bacillariophyceae, Bacillariales, Bacillariaceae. The record is from the annotation of a GenBank genome assembly.
AUGGCAUACACCUUGUCAUUGAACGAUGACCCUGAAUAUAUGAGAUCCAAAACGCCUCCUCUUCGAAGCGCAUCUGUGGAUGAAGUAAGCUUAAUGCGGAAACCAAGCAAUGGUGAUAAUUCUGAGUCAGAGUUUGAUCCAGAUGCGUCUACGAGAUCAGGUGAAAGUGGCCUUCUGUCCGGUUCUGGUUCGGAAAGCGGUAGUAAUAAUGGUAUGCAUCGAUCGCGGUCUCAGCGUGGAAAACGCCGAGGACGACGUCGCCCUAGGGUAAACAGUGAAGAAAUCAGACACACCAAACCUCUUAGACGAAUGAGCAAACCCAAACGGAAUAGCCUGCUUUCCAAGUUUCUAGGUUCGUCCAAAGGCAAGAACCUUGGAUCAGGCGGAGGCUCCACAGCAAGCGGCGAGACAUUGUCAAAUACGGCAGAUAAUUCAUCGAUAUCCCCUGAAGAACUUCACAAUUCUUACAACAGCAACAAUGGGUCCAGUCCCAUGUUCAAAAGUCUGACCAAGAUGGUCCGCCGAAACACUCUAGACUCGGUUGCUUCCAACAAGAGCGGAGGGCGGGCAUGCAGCCGAGGAUCCAUUUCCAGCAACGGAGCCAGACUGACUCCUGAAGAAUACAAGCUUGCCAUUGGAAAUCUCCAAAUGCACGCUCAAGACUUGGAAGCGGAUGGCAAUCCUGAUGAAGCAUUGGACUUGUUGCAAGAAGCUUUGGAAUUGGCGGACGAACAGACGGAGAUGCUAUCCAGCAAAACUGAAAUCUUGUGCAAAUUGGUCGUCCUUCAUUUGUGUAUUGCCAAUGAACAAGAAGAACUAAAUGCCAGCCUAAAAAUUGAACUCGAAUCGUUGGAUGAUUCCAACGAUGGAAACCGCAGACAGAUGUUGGCCCGACAGUACUCGAAUCGUCUCAAACAAGGACUGAAGGAUACUGUUCACCAUCAAGCCGCCAAGCGUUAUCUCAAUCGGAUAAAGCCGGCACUAGUCGAAGAAGGUUGGUUUGGCGAACCGUCCAAGAAGCUUGUUGUCUUUUUGUGCGGCGCAGAUGCCUGGGAGCUUGCCAUUUUGGUGACGGAAGAACUCCAUGCUACAUGUGAUGCGAAGCCAGAUUUUGGCCAGCUGGCUACGAUGCAUUACCUCGUCGCCUGUCAAAAAUUGGAUGCCAUGAAGAAUGAAGACGCCCUAUCCCAUUUGCAAGCUACUGCGACAUACUUGCAAAAAGUACCAAAGGAUAAACUUGACAGAACACUUUAUGUGCAAGUGUUGCACUUGUUGGCCAAUGAAUAUCAGUCGCAACAAGAAUACGUGGCUGCGUUGGAGACGUACAAGAGAGAAAUGCUGUAUGCUCCAUUGGACCAGCAAGCUUCACUGUAUUGCCAAAUGGCACAAGUUUACGUGGCAACUGGAUCACUUGAAAGCGCUCUGAAACAAAUUGAUUUGGCCAAAGAAGUGCAAGAUCGAGUCAAUAUUGACUCGAGUGAUGUUCGAUCUCAAAUUCUGCAAACCAAGGGUGAUGUCUUGUUUCGCGUUGGUCGAACCGAAGAGUCUCUGGAAUGCUACCAUCAAGCACUUCACGAGUGUGAUUCAUCACCUGCAGAUAAAGCCAAACUACUAUAUACCAUGGGAAAGAUCUGCGUAAAGUUGGGAAGAUCCCGAUCGGCCAUAACCUACUUCACCCGAGAACUGGAGAUUACCAAGCAAGAACUGGGGCCCAGCCACCUGAGUGUCUCUCGUGUCCUUCACGACUUGGCCAAGCUGUACGACUAUGGUUUGGGUGAGCAGAAGAUUGCCCUCCUCAAGUACAAUAAGGCUUUGGCCGUCGAAUUGGCCAAUUUGCAGGAAUGCCAUACCAGCGCCAGUUCCUGUUCUCAUUGCAAUCAUGAGACUCAUGAAUUAUGCAGCCGUCAUGCCAACUGGAAGCGUCGAAUCACAGCACAAAUUCGCGAAACCAAGAAAGCUCAAGGCCGCAUUUACUACAAGCUCGGUGACUUUGAACGCGCCAUGAAAACGUCCUUUGUAGAGUCGUCACCACGGGGAAGAAGACACAGCCUCUACUAG